UCGUCUGACGGACGUCAGGGCGGACUGUCUCGUCGGUUUCGCGUCCCGGCUUCUUCUUCUUCACUUUCGAGAAUCUUGAACCUAACCUACAAAUUUUCGUAACUUCCGACCCGGUGUCCUCUCUCGUAACGCGCGGAUCGCACUUUACGUUUAUCGCGACAUUCUCCCGUUCUAACGGACGUGGGAAUUUUAAUGUCGUCGGAUAAGAUGUUUAAUUUGGAAUUGAAAAUUUGGACGUGCAAUUUGAGGGGUAAUCGGAGGAGGGAAUAAACCGAAUUUUCCGGGAUUUCGGACGGUCGUCAAAUGACUGGGGUGAUGUGGGGAUUAAAUAAAACUAGUUCGUUUAUUGUGAGAUUGAUUUUGCGAUAGGAAGGGUUAGUCCAUUUUUCUUAACGCUUUUCCUUAUGGAGGAAAUUACGGAGGAAAGAUGUCAGUGAUAAGUGACCAGUGUCCGUGUGUCCGGAAAAUUAGAAGUCCUCGACUGAUGGGCAGAUUAUCUUCAUAAGCAAGCAUCGGAAGAAAAGGAGCGCGAAGACGACGCGGAAAGAAGAUGGGCAAGAGAACCGAUAAAACGGAACGGCGGGCACCGAGAUAGUCCAUGCCGCCAUUUUGUUGCCGGGGAAGGAAAGGAUGCGGAGCUCGACGAGACCGGACAUAACCUCGAAUUCGCGAUCCUCUUCGGCGUCCCUCCUCGGCCUUGACUGCGAGAGGGCGCGGACUCGUCGACGGGAGUUCGCUCGAGCUCCGAUCGAAUCGCCGAAGAGACUCGAAAUUCAACUUUCCGCAAAGGAAGGAAGAAUCGGGACGAACCUAGAAAUGCUCCAAGUUUGAAAUAAAAGCGGCCACGUCGACUUCCUCUUGCCGAGGCUCCGAAGUUCGCGAGAGCCGCCGUUUGCCGCCAUUUGCAGAACCAGUUCGCAUCCAAAAUGGCGUCUCCUGGUGGAAUCGUCAACGAGGAUUACGGACUCGGGUACCAGAACACAUUGAUGUAUGGCCGGUACACGAAGGACCUGGGUGAAUACGCGAAAGAAGAGGCCAGGAGGUUACGAUCUCACGACAAGUCCAGGAGAAGAUUCGACAAGGCAAGAGCCGAAGAGCUCAGGAAAUCAAGAAGAGGUCCGUUAUGCAGGAAGCUGUUGGCCCUUCUGGCCUUUGCGUGGAAACACACGGGGGCCAGACUCGGAGAGGAUUGGGUUUUCCUGGCUCUGCUGGGAGUCAUUAUGGCUCUUAUCAGCUACGCCAUGGACCGAGGGAUCUCCAUGUGCAACAAUGCCAGGAUAUGGCUGUAUCAGGACCUCACGUCCCAUCCAGCGCUGCAGUAUCUGGCCUGGGUGUCCCUCCCGGUGUGCCUGAUCCUGUUCAGCGCCGGAUUCGUCCACAUCGUGGCGCCCCAGAGCAUCGGUUCCGGGAUCCCGGAGAUGAAGACGAUUCUCCGAGGAGUGGCCCUCAAGGAGUACCUGACCUUCCGCACCCUGGUGGCCAAGGUGAUAGGUCUGACCGCCACUUUGGGCUCGGGCCUGCCCCUGGGCAAGGAGGGUCCCUUCGUCCACAUCGCCAGCAUCGUGGCCACUCUGCUCUCCAAGCUGGUUACCAGCUUCCAGGGGAUCUACGAGAACGAGAGCCGGAAUUGCGAGAUGCUGGCGGCAGCUUGUGCGGUCGGAGUGGCCUCCUGCUUCGCAGCUCCCAUCGGUGGGGUGCUCUUCAGCAUCGAAGUCACCACCGUGUACUUCGCCGUCAGGAACUACUGGAGGGGAUUCUUCGCAGCCGUUUGCGGGGCCACCAUGUUCCGACUCCUCGCCAUCUGGUUCCAGAGGGAGGAGACCAUCACCGCCAUGUUCGCCACCAAUUUCACCAUGGACUUUCCCUUCGACCCCCAAGAGCUGUUCAUCUUCGCGUUGAUCGGGGUUGGCAGCGGACUCGGGGGAGCCUUCUACGUCUGGCUGCACAGGCAGUACGUCAUCUUCAUGAGGAAGAACAAGAGCAUGAACAGCUUCCUGCAGAAAAACCGCUUCUUGUAUCCCGGAAUCGUCUCGCUGUUGGUCGCUUCCGUCUCGUUUCCUCUUGGCCUGGGUCAGUUCAUGGCGGGAGAUUUGAACGCGCAUGACCAAGUUGCUGGACUCUUCACGAAUUUCACGUGGACGAAGAAAGUCCUUAGUGUCGAGGAGAUGAACAUCGUCAAGCACUGGACCACCCCGUACACCGACGUCUUUGUCGGACUUUUAAGUUACGGCGCGUUUACGUUCAUCUUUUCGAUAAUAUGCUCAACGGUGCCAGUGCCCUCGGGGAUUUUCAUCCCAGUUUUCAAAAUCGGAGCGGCCUUAGGAAGGGCCGUAGGCGAAGGAAUGGCCCUCUGGUUCCCGAAUGGCGUCAGAUAUGGGGGAAUCAUAACACCCAUCAUUCCAGGUGGAUAUGCAACCGUAGGUGCAGCUGCAUUUUCCGGAGCGGUGACGCACACCAUUUCCGUCAGUGUCAUAGUUUUCGAAAUGAGCGGACAAAUUACUCACAUAGUACCGAUUAUGAUAGCAGUGCUCAUAAGCAAUGCGAUCGCUGCUCUGCUACAGCCCAGCAUAUACGACAGCAUCAUUCUCAUAAAAAAAUUACCGUACCUGCCCGACUUAUUACCUUCUAGCUCCGGUAUGUAUAAUGUUUACGUCGAAGACUUCAUGGUUAGGAACGUGAAGUACAUUUGGCAUGGUAUCACGUACCAGAUACUUAAGGAAAUUCUUAAGGAAAAUCGGAAACUUCGGGGAUUCCCUUUAGUCGAUAAUCCCGAUUCGAUGAUUCUUUUGGGUUCGAUUCAGAGGCUGGAACUCAUCAAACUCAUAGAAAAGCACAUCGGUCGAGAAAGGAGGCUACAGGUUGCCCAAAAGUGGCAAAAAGAAGCCGAAGAGAGGGCAAGAGAGGAAAUGGAAAAGCAACUGAGAGAGCAGGAGAGAACCAGAAGACCGUCAAGAUUCGAGGUCAUUCCGGCACCUGACAUCUUGAAAAUGCAGAGACAAAGUGUCGGUGACUUGUCGAUAUCGCCAAUCAAUGGCGGUGGUUCCGAUCAUCACACAUAUCAUACGCCGGUUUUCGGAUCGCAACCAAAAAAGUCAAUUUUAAAGAAAACCAAUUCCUUCACUCUAAAAGGUUUCAGUCCUUUAGUCAGUCCAGCUGUUACUCCUUACACUACAGUGACUGGUGCUGAAAGCAGGAUUCGCCUGGCCUUUGAAGCAAUUUUCAGGAAAUCUGCGACUCUUCAGGAUGUGGACCCUGACCCCGAAUUGGGAACUGGCGGAAAUCGGAGAGACAGCACCGAUACCGUAAAUGCCCAAGCUCUUCAGCCAAUGUUAACACCGAGUCCAGCUACCUCGAAGAAGGUCCAGCUGCCUCGAGAACGAGUCAUCGACAUGUCCGCCGAGGACCAGAAGAGAUGGGAAGAAAGCGAAAUGGCCCUCGAAGUGGACUUUUCGAAGUGCCAUAUCGAUCCUGCUCCUUUCCAGCUGGUCGAAAGGACUUCGCUCCUCAAGGUCCACAGCCUCUUCAGCAUGGUCGGCGUCAACCACGCCUAUGUCACCGCCAUUGGGAGGCUGGUCGGCGUGGUUGCCCUUAAAGAGCUGAGGAAGGCCAUCGAGGACGCCAAUGCCGGAAUCCUGCCGACGCACGCGGAGCCCCAUGUUGCAGGAUCGCUGUCGAGUCUGACGAAAAGCGAGACCGAGUCGGAAAAGAAGAUUUCGACGGAUGGGAACUCGGUAGUGUCGACGAAUGCGGACAAGAUCGAGAAGAUGGAGAAGGUCUGACCUGCGCGCGGUUCAUCUCUCGAAAAAGCGAAUUGUGAUAGUCGUUGUCGCGACGAUUGGCGAAACGACCCGAAGGACCCGUGUCUUCCCAACCAUCCCCUCCUAGGAACUCGGUACGUAUUUUUCCUUAAGAUGAUGUGAAAGAUGAUGUACAGCGUCAAAGCGAUUGAAAACUGUUGAUAGUCUUGGGAAUGGGUUAUUUAACGCUAUUUUAAUUGCACUCCGCGGACGGUGUUAAUUCUUUCAACGUUGUACUCCUUUCUAUGGGGAAUUUCCGUCUAGGAUUUACGACCUAGGUAAAUAAUUACAUAGAAUGGAGUUUUAUAGUAUUUAAUAAUGUAUUUGCUCAGCUCGCGAAUUCGAAUAACCCUCGAUUAGUGAAUUUAGAGAAUUUAGAGUCGAAAAAAUCUACCGAUGUUGACGGAUGUAUGUCGGAAUGUAAAUGUUCCUGAAUUUCUUGUAAUAAGGAAGCACAAGAGUGAGAGAAGAAGUAAAGUCAAUUGCAGUGAUGUAAUUACGUAAUUCUAAUAAUUCCAGGUGAUGUAUUAGUAAUUAUUCCUAAAUAUGAAAAUUGUAAUUAUUAUCGUGGAUUAUAAAUUUCCACGAUAAAAAACGAAAUGUGCCAAAAAGUGCAUUAAUCGGUAUUUCCGUGUUCAUGGGAAAUGGAUGCCUAAAUUGUGGAUUCAAUUGUCAUAAGUCAUAAGUCAUAAGUGUUAAGGUGACUGCAACCAAAUAACUUAUUAUAAAAGAAAGAAGCAUUACAUUUAAGGGGAUGUGAAAGCGGCGUCUGAAAAGUCGAAUUAC
Orussus abietinus is the source of this 4583-nucleotide messenger RNA. It is a transcript of the gene ClC-a, whose product is annotated as chloride channel protein 2. Gene Ontology annotation, molecular function: voltage-gated chloride channel activity. Gene Ontology annotation, cellular component: membrane. The transcript is spliced from 13 exons. The record is from RefSeq and is a predicted model, not a curated record. Gene Ontology annotation, biological process: chloride transport; transmembrane transport. NCBI's taxonomy places the organism in Eukaryota, Metazoa, Arthropoda, Insecta, Hymenoptera, Orussidae. Bases 927 to 3779 code for a protein of 950 amino acids.